UUAUUCGCUCAAAGUAUUUAUUGCAGCUAAAUUCGAAACCUAAUCCCAAACAUCAUCAUCAUGAGCCCACCAGCUUCUAAAUUGUUGUCCGUUGUUGCCAUUAUUAUAUAUGGCGUAGCCUUGAGUGAUGCCGCUGCUGCAUCUUGUUUCCCAAAGUUUAAAAAUGUGGAAAUGAUUCAAUCCGUGGGAAGCGCUUGUGCAAAGACAUUGAUGGCCCAAGGAGUUAAUCUGACGACCAUCCCGACUCCGGCAGAUUUGGAGAAAAAAAAUUGGGAUGAUAAAUGCAUGGCCAACUGUACGAUGACUGAACUCAAACUGAUUUCAAAUAAUACGUUUAAGAAGGACGCGUUACUGGCCCUUCUUAAGGAAAACGUACCACAGGAAGUUCUUCCAAAAUUGACCUCUCUUGUUGACGAAUGUGAAGCAAUAGCAUUCCAGAAAAAUGAUCAUUCUAAGAACAAUACGAAAGAGCAUUCCAAGGAUGGGCAGAACGAGAAAGCAGUAGCUAAAGGUAAAUCUGCUGCAGGUAGAUCAGGUAAUGCAAAAGCAGGAAAGAACAAUAGGGUUACAACAGCCCCAACCAAAGCGAACAAGGUGAAUGAGCAGAAAUUGACUCAUCACGAUAACAGGAUCUGCAAAGAAACUGCCAAAUUUGUCCACUGCUUUCAAGAAAAAGGACAACAGGCCUGUUAAUUUAAAAAAACAUAAUUCUGAACGGGAACCUCUAAUUUAUCUAGAUAAAUUUAUGUACUGGAAAGAUUUGUAGAAAUAUUUAGAUUUGAGUGAUGAAUUGAAUAAACUUUCACCAUAUUAUGCAAUA
Molecule: messenger RNA, 820 nt
Organism: Folsomia candida
Lineage: Eukaryota; Metazoa; Arthropoda; Collembola; Entomobryomorpha; Isotomidae
Exons: 4
Coding region: 61-693 (210 amino acids)
Molecular function (GO): odorant binding
Source: RefSeq, a predicted model, not a curated record